Molecule: messenger RNA, 1126 nt
Organism: Eptesicus fuscus (big brown bat)
Lineage: Eukaryota; Metazoa; Chordata; Mammalia; Chiroptera; Vespertilionidae
Gene: CRB3
Product: crumbs cell polarity complex component 3
Exons: 7
Coding region: 541-906 (121 amino acids)
Source: RefSeq, a predicted model, not a curated record
AUUAAGGUCGUUCUUGAUCCAAAGAUACAGCCAUAAGGACUGGUUUCCACUCAGCUUCUGCCCAAACAGGUGAGCCACGCAGCCGCGUCUUCAAACCGCACACCAGAAUGCCGCAGCUGUUAUAAUACAGCUGUUCUAUACAGCUGUUUUCCACACGGGUGUGCUUCUAUUCAGCUAUACUCCAAAUGGAUGUGAUUCAAGGCAGAUGUCUCCCACAGGUGCGCACGAGGCGCGGCCCCACCUCCCGCCUGGCUCCGCCCCCUCAUCGCUGCUCAGGUGCACAAGCCGGAAGUGCGCUCCCCUCCCAGGUGAGUGACUAAACUUUCCGGGUCACGUGAGCGGGAGGAGCCGGUGUAGUCCGGCCGAGCGACCGAGGAACGCACGGAGGGAUUCGAGCGAGGGAAUCAGACCGGGAACCUGAGUGAGAUCAAGGACGCCGGGGCCAGGUGCCAAGUCGUAAGCACCUCUGGCCCGAGAUGCGGUAGGAGCGGCGCGCAAGAAGCCCUGUCCCUGGUGCCACCAGCCUCUCUCCCCAGGCCCAUGGCGAGCCCCAGCCUGGGGCUGCUCCUGGCGCUCGGCCUGCCGCUGCUGCCGGCCCGCUGGGGCCGGGUCUGGGGGCAAACAUUGGAACCCACUGCACAUGAGAAUAACACCACUACCACCCCAUACCCCAGCUUCAAUGGGGCCCUGUCUAAGGAGGCCACCACUGCCAUCAUCGUGGUCUUCUCCCUCUUGGCUGCCCUGCUUCUGGCCGUGGGGCUGGUGCUGCUGGUGCGGAAACUGCGGGAGAAGCGGCAGACGGAAGGCACCUACCGGCCCAGCAGUGAGGAGCAGUUCUCCCACGCAACCGAGGCCCGGGCUCCCCAGGACUCCAAGGAGAAAGUGCAAGGGUGCCUGCCCAUCUAGGUCCCCUUCCUCUCUCCAUCUCCCUCCCUUGCUGUGUGACCUUGGGGGAAGGUGGAUCCCACUCUGAGCCUUCAAAACCUGGGCUUAAGAGUAGAAGGGAAAAAGGUGCUUCAAAACUCUGCCCCUGAGGGCAAGAGAGGGUGGGGAUGCUCAUAUUUUAUAUAUAUAUAUAUGUGUAAAAUUGGUAGUGAGAUAUAAUAAAACCUUUUUUUGAACUGGU